Messenger RNA from Bursaphelenchus xylophilus (pine wood nematode), 1954 nucleotides. Lineage: Eukaryota; Metazoa; Nematoda; Chromadorea; Rhabditida; Aphelenchoididae. The record is from the annotation of a GenBank genome assembly.
AUGAUGCAUAUUAAUACUUCCUCCAAAGUCGCUUCGUUUUUCCAUGGAAAGUCGAGGUAUUUUAUACGGAUAUUAUGGGUGGUCGCUGCGGUUGCAAGCACGUGUAAGUUCUUGAACUUAUUUUGAAAUUUUUCGAUGCUGAUUGCGAUGCUUUACACCUAUUUAAAUGGGCUGAUUUUCGCCUAGUUAUCUUCCCCUAGGCCGCAAACUCAAAAUUAGUGCUUGCACACAACCAAUGAAUUGUUCUAAAUUUUAUGUUUUUAGGCAUUCUGUUCCGAGCCAGUCUACCUCCUCUUCACCCACCGAAUAUCACUGCUCUCUUGCCGUCUUCGGAAACAAUUCCUCGGAAAAACAUGACAGAGCUUCUUGAUGUCAACGAUAUCCCACCUUCCGAAGGACGUAAAGUGCCGGUUGUUGCAAAAUUCAAGGACCAAAGUGUAUCGUACUCACUGAUCGCACCACUAGAAGAAGAAUUCUGCCGGCACACCAACGUCUUGAUAUUGGUUAUCUCCAGACCCGAUGGAUUUAGGAACCGAAAAGCCAUGAGAGACAGUUGGAUUUAUUACGAGGUAAAUACCAUUUUUUUUUCAUUUUUUUUGAUGAUUUUUGUAAUUUUUAGGAUAAUCCUAAAAAUGUUACGGUCAAAUUCCUAAUUGGAAGGACAAAUAAUACAAAAGUAAACUUGGGAUUGGAGGAGGAAACACAAAGCUUUAUGGACAUUGUUAGAUACGAUUAUACGGAUAAGUAAGCAGCUUUUUGUUGAUUCGUUAGAGCGCAUUGAAACUAAGAAAAAAUCGAGAUUGGAGUUUUAUAAAACAUGCACAAGAUCUUCAGCUAGAGCUUUCGGAAAAAAAAGAAGCUUCAAAAUUGAAAAAUUGGGAUUUUUUAGGCUUCAUUUUUGCGUAGAACGACUUCUCCUUGACGAAAUGUUUUAUAACAAUCAAAUUUAUAAAGGCUCUAAAAUCCGAUUUUAGGCCAAAAUAAACCUCUCUGCAACAAAGCCUUUUCGUAACAUUUUAACAUUUUCUUGGCCCUUUGCAGUUUGCUGUGCAAUAGUUUUGACCGUAUGUUUCUGCAAAGAACACCUCCAAAAAUUUAACCGUUGCCGCCUAACAUUAAAUUUUUUAAUUCCAAAGGUCCCUUACAACUUCACUUUUCCCCUUUCCAGAUACGAACUCCUUCCCCUAAAAGUUCACGCCGCUUUUGCUUUCAAAGAAGAGUUCUGCCCGUCGGCUAAAUAUUUUAUGAAAACGGACGAUGAUACAGUGGUGGAUUUGAACCGAAUGAAUCAUUUUAUUGAGACAAAUUACAAUGAAAAAUACCUGAAAACCCCGAAGAUGUUUUUGUGCUCCGUUUAUAGUGGGAUGAAGCCCCAUCGAGAUAAGGGGAGUAAAUAGUAAGAUUUUUGGUUUUUGCUGACAAUUUUUUAUUUUUUGAAUGAUUUUUUUUUAAAUUUUGCUCUGUUUUUUGACUGCACCGUGCAAAAAAUACAAAAAAUCUUGUUUUCUCAGCAAAAAGUUGCUGAUUUAUCGCCAUGUUUCAGUUACGUUCCCCCUUCAUUAUACGAACCAGAAGAUUAUCCUUCCUUUUGCCAGGGGUGCACUUAUAUGGCUUCUAGCGACGGGAUUCGUGCGGUUUUGGAGAAGACUGCAGAAACAAAUUUCCUUUAUUUGGAAGACGUUUUAUUUACCGGAAUUGUGGCGGAGAGUGCGAAUGUAACCAGAUAUGACACCCUCAAUUACGGGCAUUAUGUAAGGAUUUAUGCGUAUCAUGUAAGGGAAUUAUGGAACAUUUGAAAUUGCCUUACUAACAAUAAAAUUGUUUUUGGUUUACUUACUUUUUUCUGUUUUUUAUUUAUUUUUUACUGUUUUAGGUUUGUCUUCAAGGAGAUACCGCAAGUGCGACACUCAGUUUUUUUGUAAAUUUUCCACACAUUUUGGGCAUGGGUCAUUAA